UUUGAGGACAGGAGUGUUGGAGCUUGCUCUUUAUGGGAUCUAGCAUUUAUCUCCUGCGAUGCUCACAUUCUCCAUCCUUUUACUGGGGGUGCUCCUUGUGACGGGACGGAAAAUGAAUCGAUGCAAGAUGCUCGUGGUUCCAUCCAGCCAACUGUAUCCUACUGUGAUAGUCCCACUUGGAAAAAAUGCCACCAUCAAGUGUAAUGACACGUUCAGCGCAAAGCUUCCUGUCUCUUUAGUAAAAAAUGGAAAAAAGAUUGAGACUCCCAAGGGUGGCUUUAGAAGUCAUAUAUUUUCCAUUGCUAAUGUGAGCCAAGAACAUGGAGGGUUGUACAAAUGUUUCUGUGGUCCAGAAGCAUAUCGGGAUGCAUAUGGUCGGGAUGAAGCUGUGGAACACCUGAUAAGAAUUCCCUACUUACCCAGACCAAGAGUCUCAUUUGGGUCUGUUGAAGUUGGCAUUGGAAAAGACUUCACUAUUCAUUGCAGAGUCCAAGGAGAAGCUAGCAAGUUUUAUUUCCAAAAGGAUGGGAAACAGAUACCUCACCAACAUCCAUUCGAGAUUAAGAUAACCAUCCAAAGAGCAAGGAAGGAGCAUGCAGGGAAUUACAGCUGCAGUUAUUCCUUGCCAUUUCUUAUGUCAGAACCCAGUGACCCUGAGGAGCUAACAACAGAUACUCAGAUACCAAGACCUACCACCUCCAGCAACUCAGAUGAGGAAAGCAGACUCACCAUACCCAUAGCCAUAGGUGUAUGUGCAACUCUGCUCUUCCUAUUCCUGCUACUUUUUCUUGGUUGGUACAAAAGAAGAAGAGAUGCACUGUUGGAAGCAACAGAAACAAGUGGGGAAAGGUCCUUCAGAGUUUUGCGGGCUCACUGGAGAGCAAAACCUACUGGCACCUCAACAGCUGGAGAAGGGCACAUGGAGAAGCAACCUCCAAAGGAUGACUCUUUUACCCAGCCAAAAGACAUCAUCUAUGCCGAAUUGAGAAAAACCUCCUCAGACAGUCAGGAGGAAGCUGAACCAGAUAAUGAUGUUGUCUAUACCACAGUUAUUGUACAUUAAAUCUGCAAAUUUGGGGGGGGGGCAAGAUUUGCAUGUCUUUUAAAUGGUUUCUUAUCAUAAUGCUUAGGAGUGCUGAAUAAGUUUUGGAUUCAUGGCUCUCUGAACGCAAUGGACUUACCCAUCAAAUGAACUGCAUGUCUUUCUACUUCUCUUCCUGGCUUUGGGAUGUGGUUGUAGUCAGUCUAUUUUUCUGGAAUGCACCUUUGGGUGGGUGAGGGAGAGAUUUUAUAUUGAAAGUCUCACUGCAGGUUUCUCACCUUGAAUGUGAGUCUUGAUUUCUCUUUGCUUAACUACUGAAAUUAAGGCAGGAAUGCCAGCAAAAUUUGUGCCAGUUUACCCCUCACAGCUGCCCAAUGUCCAUGCAUCAGAGAGGCUCCCACCUUUAUGUUUAAUUUUUUAAAAAGUGGCAGUUAUAACAUUUAUAUGCUACCUUAUUUUCCAAAACAAGGGAUCAUGUAGAUGUUCAAAAGUGCUUUGAUUUCUGUGCCAUUCCUUGUCAGCUUUUGCUAUAGGCAGGUAUAGCUAUUUGCUCUUGUGUAGGGGAACGGAGAUUAUCAUAGCAAAAUACAUGUGUAUUAACCCAAUGGAUCUCUCUCUCUC
Molecule: messenger RNA, 1663 nt
Organism: Sceloporus undulatus (fence lizard)
Lineage: Eukaryota; Metazoa; Chordata; Lepidosauria; Squamata; Phrynosomatidae
Product: leukocyte immunoglobulin-like receptor subfamily B member 2
Exons: 10
Coding region: 59-1063 (334 amino acids)
Source: RefSeq, a predicted model, not a curated record